ACGAGGCAGAAGGUAGGCACUUAGGUUCACAGGUGUGACAGGUAUAUAAGAUCUUUCGCCCAUGCACUCCAGAGACUAUUUCCAUUCGCCAUCAUCCCACAUCAAAGCAAAAACACAAUCUUAUCCAAAACAAACCCGAAGCACCCUUUUCGAACUCAACCAAUCCAAACUUUCUCUAACACAAACCACACCACACUUCACCUCACCUCAACCAUGUCCGGCUACGACUCCUACUACUCCCAAGGUUACCAGAACCAGAACCAAUACUCAAGCUACAACCAACCCGCCACAAGCUCCUACCCAAGCGACGGCUUCUCAGGAUCUCAAUCCUACCAGACCCAACAACCAUACUACCAGGACAACCGUGCUCCCUACGCUCAAGACCAAUACGGCUCCAGCAACUCCUACUACAACUCCAACUCUCAACCUGCUCCCGGCCAAGAAGCCGACAGGGGCAUGAUGGGUGCCGUGGCCGGCGGUGCAGCCGGCGCCUUCGGUGGCCACAAAGCCGGACAUGGCUUCUUGGGGUCAAUAGGCGGUGCCAUCAUCGGUUCUCUCGCCGAAGACUACGCCAAGAAGAAUAAGAAGAACAAACAUCAUCACAAGGCCGGCGGCAGCAACAGCAACAGCAUGAUGGGCGGCGGUCUCGGCUCCACGGCCUCCAGCUUCUUCAACCGCAAGAACUAGGGGUUGAGUCUAAAUGAGGGUUGUCAAGUUGUGUUCCCCCUUUUUUUUCCGAGCAGGCGUUGGGUACGAAGCGAUGAAAAAUCCAUUUCCCCCUCUCCAAUCCGAUCUAGUUCCCCUGUCUCCAGCGGGGCCUACGUCGACAAGGUCUUCUGCUUGACAGAGUGCAGGGAAGGAAGCGAGAGAGCGUCAUGUGGAGAUUUGAAAAUCGUCCGCUAUCAUUGCUGUGAUUUUGUCUCAUGAUGCGCUGGUCGUGGUUGAGACACAUCGGCUGUUUGCUUGUCUCUGGCGCUUGGUAGUGGUCAAAGGGUACACUGUGUUCGCAAUGGGGAGUUUUGAUAUCAUGGCAUUGGGAUGGAUAGGCCCAUGGGCGCAUUGAUGUGGAGUUUUGGGACGAUAUUUUGCCUGAGACUUUCGGCGCUAUUGAGACUCAUGGCCCCUUUUGGACCUUGUUGAAUUUAUGUAUAUACACUCAUCACAGCUGCAUCGCAGCCUCAACCCCAAAUCAAGAGAUCUGGU
Messenger RNA from Exophiala xenobiotica, 1203 nucleotides. RefSeq lists its product as uncharacterized. The record is from RefSeq and is a predicted model, not a curated record. The transcript has a single exon. Bases 214 to 687 code for a protein of 157 amino acids. NCBI's taxonomy places the organism in Eukaryota, Fungi, Ascomycota, Eurotiomycetes, Chaetothyriales, Herpotrichiellaceae.